AUGGCACCGGGAUUGCGCGAGCUUCAUCGUAUGGAGCGUUUCUAUACGAACACGUUGGCCAAUGCGAAGCAAUUUAUGACUGAUUAUGACAGUGAGCAGCACAGCGGACAACUAGAGGGAUGGAAACAGCGAGUUGAUGGACUUUUCCAGAAGUUCGAAGCAAAUCGUCUAGCUAUCGAACUGUUAGAAGAAGAUCAGGAUGAGGAAGAGAUAGGUGAGGAUGCAAAAGGGGUUGAUGAUGACGCGAAGAGCGUCGCCGACGAAAAGCACCGUGUUAUCCAUCAGCGGUUCGAGCUCGAUUACGUUUUGGUUUCCAGUUUCAUUGCAAACGAGAUUCGGAAACUCGCGCUUGCUACCCCUUCUAACCCGCCUCCUCAAGUAGCUGGACAAUCGCGCGUCAAGUUACCCGAAGUUAAACUCCCUACGUUUGAUGGCACUAUUUCGGAGUGGAUCACUUUUCGCGAUUCAUUCAAAUCCCUCAUCGAUUCUAACCAACAGCUCACCCCGUUUGACAAGUUCUCGUAUCUCAUAGCCUCUCUAACUAAAGAUGCAAGAAAGGUCGUUGAAUCGAUCGAACAUUCGGCUGCCAACUACCCGGUCGCUUGGCAGCUGUUGGAGAAGAGGUUUGAGAAUAAGAAACUGAUUCUCAAAACUUAUCUCGAUGCCCUUUUCUCUAUCGACCCCAUGAAAAGGGAAAGCUACGAGUCUCUGAUGCGGUUGGUCGACGAUUUUGAGCGGAAUUUGAGCAUGAUCGACAAGAUGGGAGUUCCAACUGGCGGUUGGAGUGUCCUCCUGGCUCACAUGCUCUGCAGUCGUCUUGAUCCGUCUACGCUGAAGCAAUGGGAGUCACACUACCGGUCAACGGACGUUCCAGAGUACAAGGACAUCAUUGCCUUUCUUCAAGGUCAUUUGUCAGUUUUGCAGUCAUUACCACCGUCCAAGUCACAUUCAUCGGAGUCCAACAGAGCAGAGCAACAGCGUCCAUCGAAGUCGAAGAUCAACACCGUUCACGCCGUGACCAGUCCAGCGACCAGCUCUUGUCCAUUUUGCUCGAAAUCUUCACACUCCCCAUUCAAAUGCGAGUUUUUCCAAGGUUUGGCCGUUUCUCAACGAUUUGACCUCGUGAAGAAGAAAAACCUCUGUAUCAAUUGCUUCUCUUCGUCGCACAUGCUUCGCAGUUGUUCGUCUAGCAGUUGCAGAGUCUGCAACCAGAAGCACCAUACUAUGCUCCACCAAUCGCCCAAUGAUCGCUCCACAACUCCAAGCAAGACAACUACUCCUCCCGUGUCUCGCUCAAGUCUGGUUCCACCGGAAAAUCAAACCGCCUCGCCGAACCAGUCUUCCUCGCAAUCGCAUCCAACGUCGUCGUCCUUGUUAGAAAACCAAAAGCCAUCGUCCUCCGGUACCAGUCUCGUGUCCACCACCGUCGUCGACGCCCCAAGAAGCGCUCCUGCCACCGUGCUGCUGCAAACAGCAAUCGUCAAGGUGUUUUCAACGAAUGGCCACACUCAGUGGGCCAGAGCCUUGUUGGAUCCAGCGUCGCAGUUGAAUCUCGUCACCGAGAGUCUCGUUCAAAGGUUGAAGUUACAUCGCUAUCAGUGCCACCAGGAAAUCGGUGGCGUAGGCAACUCCGCAAUCGUGUCAUCUCAUGCCGUUCUCGUCCAGAUUGGAUCUCACUGCACGGACUUUUCUGUUGAACAACGUUGUCACAUCCUGAAGAAGAUUACCAGAGACCUUCCCAGUAGGUCGCUUGAUGCUUCAGCCUGCACACUACCAUCGAACAUAAUCCUAGCAGAUUCUAAGUUCCAUGAGCCGGGUCCCAUUGAUCUACUACUUGGUAUGGAAUUGUACUACGAUUUGCUACUCGAAGGAUUCACCAAGUUGGGUUCUGAGAAGCCGAUUCUUCAGAACACUGUUUUUGGUUGGGUUGCCUCGGGAAAGAUCGGUUCCAGUCUACCUGAUCGAACUCCAAAGGUUGCCCAUGUAUGCAGCAAACAACCACUCGAUGAGUUAAUCUCACGUUUUUGGGAAAUCGAGUCCUGCUGGUCUCCUAGUACGCAGUCUAUCGAGGAAGCUGCUUGUGAAGACCAUUUCGCUGCUCACACUUUUCGAAAUGACUCGGGUCGGUUUGUGGUGACGCUUCCAAAGCAUCCGUCCAUUCUAGCCCAACUCGGCAGCUCAAAGGAGAUUGCCACCAAAAGAUUUCUCGCUCUCGAACGUCGCCUCGACGACAAUCCCAAACUAAAGGAGGCCUACACUGCCUUCAUAGAAGAAUACCUCCAGCUGGGCCACAUGAGGGAAGUAGACUGCUCUGGAACUUCUUCGCCUGCAGCACUGUCGUACUACUUACCUCACCACGGAGUCGAGAAAGCUGACAGCUCAACCACAAAACUGCGGGUCGUUUUCGACGCCUCAUGUCGGACCGACAGCGGGGUCUCCUUGAAUCAGGCGCUGAUGGUGGGUGCUGUAGUUCAGGACGACCUCUUCGCCAUACAUCUUCGGUUUCGCAUGCACAGGAUCGCCAUUAUUGCAGACAUCGAAAAGAUGUAUCGUCAGAUACGCAUCCAUCCGUUGGACUAUCCACUACAGCGCAUACUGUGGCGUAGUUCGUCAUCUGAACUGUUGCGCACUUUUGAGCUAGCGACGGUGACUUACGGUACAGCAUCUGCUCCCGUUUUGGCCACCAGAUGCCUGAAAGUGCUGUUCAUACAAGGUGCUGAUAAUUAUCCACACGCAUCACUAGUUUUGGGCAAGGAUUUUUACGUGGACGACAUGCUUGCCGGAGUCGACAACGAAGAAGACGGAGCAGAACUUAGCAGUCAACUCCAGGAACUACUACAGUCAGCUGGUUUUAGUCUACGAAAGUGGGCGUCCAACUCCCCAGCUGUCCUCUCGAACAUUCCGGCCGAAAAUCGUGACGAACGGUCGGUGUUUGCUUUAGAUUCGCUCUCGUCUCCGAUUAAGACCCUCGGAAUUCAGUGGAACCCUUCCACCGACACGUCCCGUCUUGCCAAGAUAUUCAUUCAAUCUCUGUGGCAGACUACCGUGUCCUGGGAUGAGCCGCUUACUCUAGAGCAACAGCAAUAUUGGUCCGAGUUUCGUAACAGCUUAGAGGAUAUCACAUCGAUUUCCAUUCCUCGAUGGGCAGCAUUUGCUCAUAAUCCUGUCGUGGUAGAGUUGCAUGGGUUCUGCGAUACUUCAGAGAAGGCAUACGGGGCCUGCCUCUACAUUCGAACGGUGUCAAGUGAUGGCACCAUUUCCGCCAGACUACUCGCCGCCAAAUCGAAGGUGGCGCCUACAGGAAAAUCGAAAAAGCAGACCACGCUCACCCUACCCAGAUUGGAACUUUCAUCAGCGUUACUUCUAGCUCACCUGUACCACAAGGUCACCGAAAGCGUCGAAUUGAAAACGAAGUCGUUCUUUUGGACGGAUUCCAUGAUUGCUCUCUGUCAGAUUCGCUCGCCACCAGCUCGUUGGAAAACCUUUGUAGCGAAUCGCGUUUCAGAGAUCCAACGCCUGACGGUCGGCGGAACUUGGGCUCAUGUACCCGGUGCUGAAAACCCCGCGGACAUUAUCUCGCGUGGUAUGAGCCCCGCGCAACUGAAAGAUACGCCAGCCUGGUGGAACGGAUGCCAGUGGCUAAGUCAACCAUCUCGUUUCUGGCCUCCCAUCAACCGUCCUAUCCCCGAGGAUCUACCUUCUACCGAGCUCGAGGAACGCUCGGUCUCAUUGCCAGUGCAAGCCACACUAUCCAGCGAAAUAUUCGAGUGUCGCUCAUCGUUCUCCAGUCUAGUUCGGGUAGUUGCCUUUCUACACCGCUUCCGGCACAAUGCUUCGCCUCGAAAUCGAAAUGCUCGAAAGGUCGGGCCUCUCAGCACCUUGGAGCUGAACAAUGCUACCAAGACGCUCGUAAAACUUGCUCAACACGAAGCCUUUGGAGCAGACAUUCUCGCCAUCACAUCCAAAGGACAAGUCAGCUCCCAUUCUGCCUUGAAAAACCUCGCUCCCAUCCUAGUUGAUGGGAUUCUUCGUGUUGGUGGUCGUUUACAUCACGCAGCUGUUUCCGAGGACAGGAAACAUCCCAUGAUUCUUCCAGCUCGUCAUACACUCACAGAACGCAUUCUGGUUCACUACCACCUGAAAAAUCUUCACGCCGGCCCCCAACUUUUGGUAGCCUGCGUGCGGGAGAAAUAUUGGCCUCUCCGAAUCCGAAACUUGGCUCGGAAGGUUGUACACUCCUGCGUGAAUUGCUUCCGCUGCAAACCCACCAAUCUCGAGCAGCUAAUGGGGGACUUGCCUCCUGAGAGAGUGACACCAACUCUACCGUUUUUGAACACUGGUGUAGAUCUGUGUGGGCCCUUCCAGUUUCGAAAGCUGCCUAGAGCCCCUCCAGUGAAAUGCUACGUGGCUAUUUUCGUUUGCCUUGUCACAAAGGCUGCACACGUAGAACUUGUGUACGACCUCAGUACAGCCGCAUUCCUGGCGGCGCUGCAACGUUUCGUCGCUCGCAGAGGGCGACCAAAGCUUAUCCAGUGCGACAACGCCACAAAUUUCAAGGGAGCAGCAAAGGAACUCGCACAACUACGCAAGCAGUUCUACGAUCAGAAACAUCAGGCAGAAGUAAUCAGCACGUGCGCAGAUGAUGGCACCGAAUUCAGGUUCAUCCCGCCCCGCAGUCCCAAUUUCGGGGGAUUGUGGGAGGCGGCGGUGAAAUCGUUUAAGAAGCAUCUUCGGGCCACUAUUGGAAAUUCGGUGCUUUCUCAGGACGAGUUUGUGACACUACUAGCUCGCAUCGAGGCUUGCCUGAAUUCUAGGCCAUUGACUGCGCUCUCGGCCGACCCUAAUGACCUGGAGGUCUUGACUCCGGGACAUUUUCUCGUUCAUCGGCCGCUCACCGCGUUUCCUGAGCCCAACCUGUCCGAAGUACCGAGGAACCGCCUCGACCGGUGGCAGACGAAUCAGGAACUACUCCGACGCGUUUGGAAGCGUUGGACCAUCGACUAUCUGUCAGGCCUCCAUCCACGUACUAAGUGGACUCAACAGCGCGACAACAUUGAGAUCGGCACUUUGGUGUUGGUCAAGGAACAACCUCCCACCCUUGAAAUGGAGGUACGGCCGUAUCAUCCGAGUCUGCCGCGGCACGGACAACAACAUCCGUGUAGUCAUAGCGCGGACUGCCGAUGGCGAGUAUACCCGAUCAAUCUCGAAGAUAUGCGUUCUACCUGUACGCCAGCCUGCAUUGAACGAUGCCGGCUCAAUCAACCCAAACUCAGAGGACUGAGUUUCGUCCAUCGCAUUGCUUCGGCAUUGCGCAACGUGGAGGCCUUCGGGCCUCCGACCAUGUAA
Messenger RNA from Aedes albopictus (Asian tiger mosquito), 5346 nucleotides. RefSeq lists its product as uncharacterized. NCBI's taxonomy places the organism in Eukaryota, Metazoa, Arthropoda, Insecta, Diptera, Culicidae. Gene Ontology annotation, molecular function: nucleic acid binding. The record is from RefSeq and is a predicted model, not a curated record. Bases 1 to 5346 code for a protein of 1781 amino acids. Gene Ontology annotation, biological process: DNA integration. The transcript has 2 exons.